AUCAUUCACUCAUUUUACUGUCAAAGUGGGGAUGACCAAAAUUUGGGAGACAGGGUUUAUUUUGGGGGCGUAAAAAUAAAUUUAAACACAUAUUUUAUGAGAUUAUGUAUGCAAUUGAAUAAUUAUUGCAUAUUUACACAUUUUUCGACAUGGCGCAGUCCCAAUUCAGCUCUGUUGAUGAAUAUGGUUUUGAGCGGCACGAUGAUUUCGACUUCGAAAGCUACGAAGAUUUCAUGUCAGUGUACCUGAAAGUUCUCGCUACGCGAGCACAAAAAUGGGCUGUGCUGCUUGGGGAAGGAAAGUCGGUCAAACGCACAAACACCGUCAAAAGAUAUGUUCGCAAAGGUGUUCCCAGUGAACAUCGUCCUUCAGUGUGGAUGGCCAUAUCAGAGGCUGAAAAGAUGAGGGAACAACACCCUGACUUAUACCAAAAGAUAUUGGAUGGCCCAUUCGAAAAAGAGCUGGUAGACCUGGUUAAAACUGAUUUGCCACGCACUUUCCCUGAUAACAUUUUUUUUACAAAGGAAGCUAACCACCAAACACAUCUAUUCAAUGUUUUGAUUGCAUAUGCACACAAUAACAGAGUGGUCGGUUAUUGUCAAGGGCUGAAUUACAUUGCAGGUUUACUGCUGCUGUCUACAAAAAGCGAGGAGAUUUCAUUCUGGCUUCUCAAAGUGCUAGUUGAAAAAAUUCUGCCUGACUAUUACACCAAAACUAUGGAUGGGCUUAUUGUGGACAUUGAAGUGUUAUCAGAGCUAGUCAAAUCUAAAGUACCUGAUGUUCACCAGCAUGUGAUAAACCUAGGUUUACCUUGGGCUGUUAUUACCACAAAAUGGUUCGUGUGUUUAUUUGCUGAGGUCCUGCCCAUAGAAACAGUUCUAAGAAUAUGGGAUUGCCUCUUCUACGAAGGAUCAAAAAUCCUAUUCCGAGUUUGCAUAACUCUGAUCAAAGCAAACCGAGCUGAGAUUAUGGCUUGCAAUGAUUUUACAUCACUGGCAGAAUGCUUCAAAGCUAUUGUUAAGAAUGCCAGUGCCCUGCACUGCCAUGAAUUUAUGCAGUCAAUUUUCAAAGUACCUGGGACCUUGUCCAACACUACAAUUACUAAGUUGAGAGCGCGCUUCGCGAAGCAGCGCCGCGAACAGCAACAGAAAGAGCCUCCUCGAUGAACUAACUAAAGCAUUUUGAAGAUUUGAUCUCAUUCUUACUACCAAACAAGCAUAAUUAUUACUACUUAUUUUGUUACACUCUGUUAAAACUCCAUCUUGCAAAUAUUAAUACAAGUUUACUGAAAAGAACAAAAUAUGAACAAAAUGAAACCAAAUAUAAAUAAAAGUUCUCAACAAAACCACUACUAGUUUUAACAUUCCUGUCGCAGGGAUUUGAUUGACUAAUAGUAGAGUCAAUAAUUUGUAAAGAUAAUAGUUUUAAUAUUAAUCUUAUUGAAAAAUACCUACCUUGUAUUUGGAUUUUUCUGUGAGCUUAUAUUAGAAAAAAUACUAUAAUGAAAAUCUGCAAUGUUUGAUUUAGUGAAAAAGUGUUCAAGUCUAAUAUAGACCUUGAUUUUUCAUAACAUCUUUUUGAAACUAUGUACGUACUUUCUACUACUAUAUUUAUAUACUAUCUAAAGUAGGUAUACAAAGAGUGCUGAGCUUGCAUGUCUAUACAGAUUUUAUGAAAAUUUGUGUAACAAUUUGUUAUUUUUAAAAAAAUAAUAUACACAAAAAUAAAACAAUCUUCAAAUCAUAAAAUGUUGUUAGUUAUUAAUAUUAUUAUUGAAUUAUUUAGGGAUCAGUAUACGUUAGUUUCUGCGUAGCAUUCAAGUAUUAAUAUAAUGUAUUAAUUAGAUUUUUAUUUUUCGAUUUACAAUAAUAGUUUAUUAUUUCUAUGCAAAUUGAGAUAAACAGUUUUCCUGUAAAAUUCAAUUACUUAUAGAGAAGGGUAAUGUUUAUUGUUACAUUGAUCUAUCUUUUUAAAUCAUAAUCUUAUAAGUACUUGCAUGUUUGUUAAAAAAUGACAUUAAUUUUAAUAAAAUCCUCACAGUAUCUAAUUGUAAUAAGUAUGUAAUUUUAGCAGAGACUAAUAUUAUGUGGCAAGUGAGAAAAAAAUAGUACAUAUAUUUUCCUUUUUUCUGUGACCUAGCCUUUGACAAUAAACCUUGCAUAUCUGUAUGUUAGCAUCAUAGCAUGGUCCUGAUAUACAUAUUUAUUGUUAGGCAUAGUUAUUAAUUGUUGCUCAAUGUAAUUUUUUGCUAUAUAAAAUUUGUUAUUUUUACUAUUUAAAAUAUUUUUCGCUUCUUGUUGGCCAGGUAGGAGAAACUAUGUCUGGUUGGUCAAUGUGUAGGUUUAGGGACUUCAUGUGUAAGGUCUGUUACUCUACAAUAGCCCUCAGCACAUUAAAACUUUAAGAUAGCUUUACAUUAUGUAAUAUUAUUUUUGUAAUUUUCAUUCUUUGAAGUUGGUGUGUAUAAGAUUAAGAAUUUUGUAUGCUGCUGCCCAAGUUGAUUCACUGUGCUAAGAGUAAUGUAAUGCCAUAAUAUCUGUUUAAAUGUGCGUAAAUGAAAAUAGACUAUUGAGAUGUUAA
Messenger RNA from Ostrinia furnacalis (Asian corn borer), 2580 nucleotides. Its product is annotated as growth hormone-regulated TBC protein 1-A. The transcript is spliced from 7 exons. The coding region runs from base 150 to 1166 and encodes 338 amino acids. Gene Ontology annotation, molecular function: GTPase activator activity; small GTPase binding. Gene Ontology annotation, biological process: regulation of GTPase activity. The record is from RefSeq and is a predicted model, not a curated record. Lineage: Eukaryota; Metazoa; Arthropoda; Insecta; Lepidoptera; Crambidae.